Messenger RNA from Leopardus geoffroyi (Geoffroy's cat), 1106 nucleotides. RefSeq lists its product as uncharacterized. The coding region runs from base 1 to 1092 and encodes 363 amino acids. The transcript has 4 exons. The record is from RefSeq and is a predicted model, not a curated record. NCBI's taxonomy places the organism in Eukaryota, Metazoa, Chordata, Mammalia, Carnivora, Felidae.
AUGCUAAAAGGUGUCUUUGGGCACAAGAACCCAAGACCGUGCAACUCCUGCAGGAUGCCCUACGCACUCUGCUGUCCCCACUGGCUGAAUUCCGAACCCAGCCGCCUGGAUAUACACAGUCGACGCAGCUCCAACUCGCCGAGACGGGAAGGGAAACACACUGGCGGAUUCCGAGUCGCCGGCGGGGAGAGCGAGAGCCCGGGUCCGGGGUGGACUCGAGCGUCCGCGGCUCGGAGGCCUGCCCCGAGUCCCCCGAACCCGCCCCCCGCCCCCCUCCUAAGGGCCGACCGGUACGCACUCGCUUCCGGCGGGCCCCAGUGCUCCGGGAACCGGUGGAACCCAGCCCGAGGCGGGCCUCGCCCCUACUUACCGCUGCGGAUCCGGCCCCGCGUGGCGCGCAUUGUUUGCCCCGCCCCGAGCGCGGCUGCCGCAACCACCCGCCUUAAAGGGCCCGGACCCGAAAGACCGCCGGGCGCCUGCAGCGAGUGCGGCAGGCGGCGGGGGUGGGCGGUGCGCGCCGGGCGACACGCGUUUCCGGUCCCACCUCCCCCAGACAGGUGUUUCCCGAGCGCUGGGGCACGCGGCGUCGCAGGUGUGCUGGCCGCGCCCUGGAGGAGGACACUGGGGGAGAGGGCAUCAGGCCUCCCUCCGGUGGGUCCCCAAAGUAUUCAGACCACCAAAUCGGUUUCCCGGCCGCCGAGGGCAGCGUGGGCGAAGGCAGCGAGGUGUGGAGCCGCGGAUUCAGUUGCUCGCCGCUGGGAUCCUCAGAUGAUCCCAGACCAACCCUACGAACAUUCCACACCAGCGACCUCUCAGCGCCAUGACCUUGCGGAUCUGGGUUUCUCAUCUUCUCUUGGGGCCGAUGCUGUACCACCGUUCCUGUGCCCGGGCAUGGGGCAAAGCCGGGGACCUGGCCUGUCUCCUCUCUGCCCAUUUUCUGUCACUGACACAGCUACGUUCAUCUUUGUACCACAGACCUGUUGCUCACGACCCCUUCCUCUUCCACUCCCUGCUAUUUCUUGCUCUUCACACAUGGAAGAUCCUGGACAGGUCCAUCUCUCCAGGCUGAAGCAACAUGAAGAGACUUUAUGACCUUUUAAUUACCG